This is a messenger RNA of Peromyscus californicus insignis, 1754 nucleotides long. RefSeq names its product SAYSVFN motif domain containing 1 (gene Saysd1). The transcript has 2 exons. Bases 797 to 1546 code for a protein of 249 amino acids. The record is from RefSeq and is a predicted model, not a curated record. NCBI's taxonomy places the organism in Eukaryota, Metazoa, Chordata, Mammalia, Rodentia, Cricetidae.
CACACACACAUACAAUGUAUUUUAGUCACAUUCAUGCCCACUCCUCCCACAUUCAUCUCCUCCCACCUCCUCCUCUUUUUAUUUUUUUAAAAAUAGCCCACAGAUUCCCAUUCGUGUGCUACCCACUGGGGUGUGGUUGACCCACCAGAGCCCACAACAUUAAAUUGACUCUCCCUCCCCCAGAAGGUAGCACCCAUCAGUAGCUCCUCAGUUGGGUUGGGGCUUGCGAGCCUAUCCUGGAAUGUUGGCUAGCUUGAUCUUGUGCAGGCAACCACAGCCGCUGGGAGUUGAGUGCCGUGGUCCCACGAUGGCCAGAAGACACUGCCUCAAUGCGGCCGCCUCCUACCUCUGGCUCUUACACUCUUUUGAGCCCUUCUUCUAGAUUUGUGUUUUUAAAUUGAGCCCCAGUAAGUUCGUUUGUUUUACACUUCUGACUUGUCACGCACGCAUCUCUCUAGUGUAGCGAGCAAAAUACAUAACACACACAUAAUACACAAACGGAGGUGUGCCCAACCUUCAGCGAGGCUGGUAUAGCAGCCCCUUCACGGAGGAAGGUAGGAAGCACCCUGCCUUCCUGACGCGGGGAACUUCCCAGAGACCACCGGCCGCCUCCCACGUCCUGAGAUGGUUUUCUCCCUGGGGUGCUGACCCCUGGCUCCCACGUUCUCCCCGGAACCGGAGGCGGGGCGGUGGGGACUACUGCGCCGAGGUGAGGCGCAAACACGUCAGAACUUGGUUCUGCGGCCCGAGCAAGAGCCAGGAACCCACCGCGGUCCUCAGAGUUGAGCCCGAGACGAUGGACGCGUCGUCCACGAGCGUCGGAAGAGAGAAAUUGCUCCAGGCACAAGCCAUCCGCAGGACGUCACAACCCCCGGGAAAAUUCCGGCCCGCAGGCCGGGCGCGACCGCAGUGCGCAGGCGCCACAGAGAUCCACCUGCGCAGGCGCACGGCGGCGGCCGAGGCGGGGCCCCGAGCACGCGCUCCGGGAGCGGGCGGGCGGGCGCGCGCCAUGGAACAGAGGCUAGCCGAGUUCCGGGAGGCCCGCAAACGGGCCGCGCUGGUGGCCCAGCCCUCCACGACGAGCCAGGGCGAGCAGACCUCAGCAGCGAAGGCGGAGCCGGCGGCGGCGACCCCAGAGACAGCCCCGGGCUGGCUGAGACGCUUCCUGAAGUGGAAAGCAAGCCCCGCCAUUACGCGGGCCCGGCCCAGCCAGGUUCAGGAAGCAGCCCAGCAGCCCCCACAGAGCACAGCGGUCCCUCUGCCUUCACCCCGGCACCAGUCUCUCCUGACCAACAUCACCUUCUUGAAGGUUCUCCUCUGGUUGGUCCUGCUGGGUCUGUUUGUGGAACUGGAAUUUGGCCUGGCGUACUUUGUCCUGUCUAUGUUCUAUUGGAUGUACGUAGGGACUCGGGGUCCCGGAGAGAAGAAAGAAGGGGAGAAGAGCGCCUACUCUGUGUUCAACCCCGGCUGUGAAGCCAUCCAGGGCACCCUGACUGCAGAGCAGCUGGAGCGCGAGUUACAGCUCAGGCCCCCACGGGGGAGGUAGGACCCACCUCAGCUGGUCCUCCUAGCCUUGAGCAUGGACUCUAGAGGACAGAGGACAGCUUACAGGGUGGCCUUGUGACCUCCGCAUCCUCCACUUUCCCCUCAUCUGCUGCAUUUUGUUUUUGGACUCCUCUUUGAUUUCGGUGAAAUUUUCUAAAAGACAUUCACUGUGGGGCUGGUGCAGUUUAUAAAAGCCAUGGAAGAAGGAG